Molecule: messenger RNA, 657 nt
Organism: Paramecium tetraurelia
Lineage: Eukaryota; Ciliophora; Oligohymenophorea; Peniculida; Parameciidae
Exons: 2
Source: RefSeq, a predicted model, not a curated record
AUGAACAUAGAGUAUGAGCAAACAGCAAAUUUUUUCUACCCUCCUGAUCAAUAAGGGAACAAAUAAAAAUUUAUCCAUUCUAGAAGAUUAUUGAAACCAAAGAGUGCUAAUUCUAAUCCAUCUACAUAAUUAACAAUUUCAAAACCAGGUUCUGAUAAUUCAGGUUUGCAUACUCCUCCUUUGAUAGGAGAGAUAAAGAAGGGAUCAGAUAUAUUAAGAGAUUGCGAAAUCAAAAAAAAUAACAAUUAUCGGAUUCUUAGUUCGAAUAUAAAUCAACGAUCAAGCUAUCCUUAAUAGAUUAGUUUUGGAAAUAAAUUCAUAUUUAUUGAUGAAUAGAAAUUAAAUAAAUUCACUGAAAGCCCUUAAUCAAAGAUAAAUAAACUGCCAGAAAUCUUCAAUUACAGAAACUCUUGUUAAGGGUUCAAAUAGAAUUAUAGAAUCUAAAGUAGUCAAAGUAAAAGAGAGACUAUAACAAAUUUUAAUGUUGAAUGUCCUAAAUAAAUAUAUAUACAACAAUGCAUGCAACGAUUAGAACUGAAACAAACCAUUUAAAAAUAAAAUCAAAAUAGAUUACCUAGUUAACCUAUUUCCUUUUUAUAAGCAAAAUAAUAAAAGAAGAUGAUAAGUCGAAUAUUUUCAGGCAAACGUGAUUCAUGA